This is a messenger RNA of Aspergillus nidulans FGSC A4, 3059 nucleotides long. Its product is annotated as tetratricopeptide repeat-containing protein EMW1. The record is from RefSeq and is a predicted model, not a curated record. The transcript has a single exon. Lineage: Eukaryota; Fungi; Ascomycota; Eurotiomycetes; Eurotiales; Aspergillaceae. The coding region runs from base 1 to 2991 and encodes 996 amino acids.
AUGGCCCAGUUCUCGAGCACAAACUUUCCCGAAUUCCUGAACACACUGUUCAGCGAGCCGUCGCUUAACGAGCAAUGUGACCCGAUAAACCUUGAAGAUGGCCAGAUAGCGCCGUUACUCGAGCUGCCGUUGGCAAAGGCAAUCUUCGGCCACAACUCGGACGACUUGUCUCUCGAGCGCGUAACCCGAGGCGAGAUUUCAUAUACCCAAUUUGUGUCGGAGAAGACGAAAGCAGUCGUGUCUACGCCGAUCAAUGGAUUGAGUGCUGCGCAACAGAAGUCCCAGCUGUUGCAUAUUGGUCUGGCUGCACUAUUUGCGUUCCUUCAGUCUAACGUCACUGGUCCUCCGCUGCAAUUCAAGUCCGCGGAUGUUAUCAUACCUGAGGCCUUACGCUCGAAUCCCGAUACUUUGCGCGCGCUCCGUGACAAGAUAAUCCGGGAUCUCUCUGUGGAUGGAGAGGCAGCAUAUAAGCUUACCCCUUGUGUGGAGCUCUUUGCUGCGGCCAAGGCUAUUUUGGUUGAUGCUGAUGUACUUGUCGAGGGUGGCCCGUUAGUGGCUCGGACUACACGGAUGCGCGUCAAUUUCCUCCACCAGAAAAUGCUAUCAGAAAUCACCAGCACGCUGCAGGAUGUUAUCUAUAAGGAUCUGGAUGUGAUCAGUGAGACACUGCUUAAUCAUAUGACCUCUGGCGCGGAAAAGGGCAAAUUCCUGCUGGAACGUGCUACCGUUCAUGUCCACCACGGCUUCGACGCUAAGGCUAGAGCGGACCUUGAACGGGCUGCUGCGGAGCGGAAGUUCGAGUUUGCUUUGACUGGUAGAUUGGGAAAGCGAACCAAGUUUCAACAAAGAGACAUCAGUCAGCUUGUCAUCUUAGCGAAGAGUGCUGAAGAUCCAAGCAAUACCGAUGGGGUUGAAACCUCGGAAAGGACCAAAGACAAUGCAGCUGCACCGACAAAUCUGGAUCUCAACGAUGAUACCCUUCUGGAGGCAAUUUCCUUCACUAAACCAGAUGAGCAAAAGUCACAAGGAAAGGCUGUGACUGUACAGGAGGAAUCUUCUCUUCCGCCCGCAUUAGCCUCUCUUGACCCGGGAGAGCAACCAAUGCUUGACCCCGUGGACUCUGCUAUCCUUCUUUGUUUCGCAGCAGCGAUCACUAACACCCGGCCUGAGGACGGACUGACCCGAGAAGAAACCGCUCCUUAUGCUACUCGUGUUCUUGACGGUGGCAGCUCGAACUGGCAAAUCUACACUCAAGCUUUGCUACUACGGAGCCGAAUUGAAGGGUACAGAUCCAGGACUGUUGAAAGAUCUGUCCUUCAGUUGCAAGCUCUUGUCGACCAGGUGCUUGCGGAUACCGCUACCUCAGAUACCCAGACAACAGAAGCCCAACAAGAGCCAACAACUUUUCUCCCAAGGCCCCAGAAAGAAGAGUCGGCGUCAGCUGCAGACCGUCUCAAGUACAUCUGGCUCCUGAGCUUUGCCACCCGUUGGGAUCUUGAGUCUGAGCUGGCCAACCGCUGGGUCAACCUGGGAGGGCUUCGAACCGCCCUAGACAUAUACGAGCGCCUGCAAAUGUGGGCUGAAGUUGCGCUCUGUUACGCCGCCACCGAUAAGGAAGACAAAGCCCGAGUCACUGUCCGCAGACAGCUUUACGCACCCACCGGAAACCCCGACGACGAGAACGAGCAAUUCGAAGGGCCGGAACUUUCCCCUCUUCCACCCGACGCCCCCCGCCUCUUCUGCAUCUUAGGUGACAUUCAAAGCGAUCCAACUUUGUAUGACCGCGCCUGGGAUGUCUCGAACCAGCGGUAUGCGCGCGCCCAGCGGUCUCUCGCCCGUCAUUUCCUGACCCUCAAACCGCCGGCCCUCGAAAAAGCUGCCGAAGCCUAUACGAAGAGCUUAAACAUUAACCGACUCAACCACGGCGCCUGGUUUGCCCUCGGCUGCGUGCAACUCGAGCUCCAGCGGUGGGAUGAAGCAGUUGAAUCUUUUACCCGCACAGUCCAACUCGAAGAUAAUGACGCCGAGGCAUGGAGUAACCUCGCAGCCGCAAUGCUGCGCACUUCCAAACCGUCUGAGUUGGACGAUUCUACAGACCAACUGGCGGAAGCGAGCGAACCCGCCGACGACGAAGAAGACUCCGAAACUCAACCGGCCAAACCCGCACGAGACCCGUACAAGCGCAAACGCGAAGCCAUCGUCGCGCUCCACCGCGCCGCACAGCUAAAAAAUACAGACUCUCGUAUCUGGGACAAUCUGCUCACAGUCGCCGCAUCCAUUCCACCCCCUCUAACACCCUACCGCGACGUCAUUACCGCCCAACGCAAAGUCAUCGAGCUGUUGGGUCCUAAGAAAGGUGAAAAGGCAGUCGAUAUCCCUAUCCUGGGAAUGCUAGUUGACCACCUAGUUACGGAUUACAACUAUGAGGAUCUCCUUAUCGACGUUAACCCGGACCCCGGAAACACGUCAAACGGUGACGGAGAUGUAAGCGGGAGGAAAUGCAGAACGAAGAAAGUCGUCCGCAGCGGCACAAUCCCCGGCUCCAUUCUUUCUUUAAUCGAAUCUUCAGUCGUCCCUCUAAUCACGCACUCUGCGCCCCUCUGGCUCCUCAUCGCCACGGUCGAGCGCUUCCGCAACAGACCCUCGAAAGCCCUCGAAGCGCACGAGAAAGCCUGGCGCGCGACCGUCGCUUCUGCUAGCCAGGGUGCGUUCCAAAUGGGCGAUGAGAAGCGGUGGAUGGAGAUUGUGAGCGCGACUGAACGGCUAGUGAGGAGUGGGUAUGCGAAGUAUGGACCACUUGAUAAGGAGGAUGAAGACGGUGAAGAAACGAAAGAGGUUGGUGAAGAAAAGGAGCUUGUUGCGAAAGAUUGGAGGUUCAAGGCGAAGAGUGCCGUUAGAGGAAUCAUGGGGAAGGGAAAGGAGUAUUGGGAGGAUACGGAGGGAUGGGGAAGGCUGAAGGAGUUGCAGGGCGAGGUUUCGGGGGGUAGGUAAGUAGCUAAGUAGGUAAAACUCCUAUAAAUAUGACUAUCCAAAUUAUAUUUCUCGUUUGCGUUACUUGG